GAGUAUGCAUGUAAUUUUAAAAACAUUUCAGUUAUUGUGAAAAUGAAACAGGCUUUAUGUUCAUUAAAAUAUUCAGUAAGCUGAUUAACUGAUUAGCUAGCUUACAGAAAUGUUAGCUUGCUAGCAUCCCGAAAGGUGACGUUAGUCACCCAAGCUAACAGUAUCCAUCUAGCUAGGCUAUUUUGUUUUGUGAUGGAUGUAGUUAGCCAACCUUUGUAGCUAGCCUAUCUUUGUAAACCUGCUAGCCAACCUUUUGUAAAUUUUCCAAUCAACACGUCUUAUCGAUCAGCUUAACAAGCAAUGCGCGUGGCGUUUCCUUCAUUCUUGAGAGUUCUAUCCAGCUGUAAGCUCUAAGGUUAGAGAAAGCUAGGCAACACUUCAAUUUGUUUGAUAAUUUUGUAACUUGCCGUUAACUUAUCUGGAUAUGUAACGUUAGCCAACAUGUAAUGCAUGCCAUCUUACAGGUAAAGAGAGAAAUGCGGUGAUUUUAAAUUGGUAAAUCUAAUGUAAUUUACAGGUCACCUUACCUCAUCCAAACAAAUCGCAUUAAUAAUAACUUAAGUGCAUUAUCCUUCAAAAAGCUCCUAACUCUCCUUUGUGCUGCGGCAUUAAUCACAGCAACUUGCCUCAAAUAUAGCAUGCUAAAUAUGCUAUAUGUUCCCUUUUGCGUUUCAAAUUGGUGGUUGUAAAUAAUGUAACCUACAAGUUAUUUUGCCGCUUUCCAUCGUUUGCGAACUUUCAGAAAGAAACUCGAAAAGUCUACAACUGUUGUGAUUAGUUGUGACCCUCUGAAGUAAAAUGCUUGAUUAGCCUAAAACUUCAGUCAGUUGUUUUUUUUCUAUCAGUUGCCCAUUUCAAUGAUACCUUAGCGAUAUUGUGUGAACAGGGGAUUCAAUAUGACCAGUGUGGAAAUAUAUUUUGUUUUUAAAUUUGCUAGCAAGGGCGUGAGAAGGAUGGUUUUUGACGUGAUUGUUGAAUACGCUAAAGCAUCUCAAUAUAUAAUCAUGUACUUUGAGACGCUAAACAUUCUCUUUCCCUCAUCAGAUGCGGAUCUAAUCAAACAAGUAGUCAUGCUGUGAUUGAAAACCAUAGCUCUUAUUUCCACUGCUUUUCCACUGCACACAUUAGAGAUGUGUGUCUGGAAUCAAUUGUAGCAUGAGAGAUCGCAUUCAGGAUCUGGUUAAGUGGUGAAAGCUAAAGGGACGUCAGCGCUUCUUGUGAAGGGGCUAAGCUGGCGAUGUCACGGGUCCCCACCCCCCCUCCUCCUGGGGAGAUGUCCGUUGGGCCUGUGGCGGAGAGCUGGUGUUACACCCAGGUUAAAGUAGUAAAGUUUUCCUACAUGUGGACCAUAAACAACUUCAGUUUUUGCAGAGAAGAGAUGGGAGAGGUUUUAAAAAGUUCGACCUUUUCCUCGGGUCCCAAUGACAAAAUGAAAUGGUGCCUGCGAGUCAAUCCCAAGGGACUUGAUGAUGAAAGCAAAGAUUACUUAUCUUUGUACUUACUACUUGUUAGUUGUCCAAAAAGUGAAGUGAGAGCAAAGUUCAAAUUUUCCUUACUGAACGCAAAGAGGGAAGAAACUAAAGCUAUGGAAAGCCAAAGAGCAUAUCGAUUUGUGCAAGGGAAAGACUGGGGUUUCAAAAAAUUUAUUAGGAGAGAUUUUCUGCUCGACGAAGCAAACGGACUCCUACCGGAUGACAAGCUCACUCUUUUCUGUGAGGUGAGCGUAGUCCAGGAUUCGGUGAACAUCUCUGGCCAGUCCAACAUGAACGUGCUGAAGGUGCCGGAGUGCCAGCUGGCUGAUGACCUGGGGAACCUCUGGGAGUGCUCACGCUUUACUGACUGCAGCCUCUACGUCAGGGGCCAGGAGUUCAAAGCCCACAAAUCCAUCCUGGCAGCAAGAUCACCGGUCUUUAAUGCCAUGUUUGAACAUGAAAUGGAAGAAAGCAAAAAGAAUCGCGUAGACAUCAGUGAUGUAGAUCCUGAAGUCUUCAAAGAGAUGAUGGGCUUCAUCUACACGGGGAAGGCGCCAAACUUGGAGAAAAUGGCGGACAGUUUGUUAGCGGCUGCAGAUAAGUAUGCUCUGGAGCGCUUAAAGGUCAUGUGUGAAGAGGCUCUGUGCAACAGCCUCUCGGUGGAGAAUGUGGCCGACACACUCAUCCUCGCAGAUUUGCACAGCGCAGAGCAGCUCAAAGCACAAGCCAUAGAUUUUAUCAACAGGUGCAGUAUCCUCAGACAGCUGGGCUGCAAAGAUGGGAAAAACUGGAAUAGCAACCACGCCGCAGACAUAAUGGAAACUGCGGGCUGGAAGUCAAUGAUCCAGUCUCACCCUCACUUAGUGGCGGAGGCUUUCCGCGCGCUGGCAUCUGCCCAGUGCCCACCCUUUGGCCUGCCCAGGAAACGCCUAAAACAGUCCUGACUGACUACAGCGCAGUCAGACUUUUCAUGAUGAUGCUGGGUAGGGAGAGACGAGGAGAGCACAAGGGACUAAGAAACUGUCCUCCUUACCACCCUCUUAAAAACAAACAAACAAAAACUAAACAGACAGACAAAACACAAACUCGAAAAGAAAUGCAAAGAGCAAAAGGUAUCCGUGUUUCCAUAGGGAGGGUGGGGAGUCUUGUCAUUUAUCCACACAACUGUGUUAUUCACUUCAAGUGAUGGUCGGUCCUGGUCGUCAAGCUUUAUCAGCUGAUAUCUUCUGUCAUUUCAAAUGGCCUUAACCUCUCUGCCAUUGCUCUGGAGUAGAGCGCGUUGGAGCAGCUGAUUCCUUGAUUCUACGCUGUGCCUGCCUUGUCACAAAGACCAGGCCCACCUCCCUGUUGCACUAGUUCCCAACGUCUAGUCAUUUUGAUAAAUGGAGUUCUAUAGGAACGUGUUUAAUGAGUGUUUAAUGGGAAAAAUAUUAUAUAUUUGUAAUGUUUAGCCCGUUUUGUGACUAGACAUUAAAAUUAAAAUUAAGUGUCAACACUUGGAGCGCAAGGUCAUUUCUUUUACACUUUUUGAAAAGACAAAUAUGCCCCAUAUUGAUGGCACAAUUUCUAUGUAAAGACAUUUAAACCUAUUCAGAGGACAGAUCUAAAAGCAAGCAUAUUGUAAAGAAAGGCAAAAAAAGUAUGCAGUGGGAUGUUGUGAUGCUGUAUGUAACACGAAAGGAAUUCAUGUCUGUAUUCUGCCUCUAAUCUAUUAAACCUAUGGGAUUUAAAAAAAAAACAAAUGUUUGACCUAGUCUCCAGGUGUACUGAUUCAAAAUGUUAAGUUGUCAUUUGCAAGAGCGUUAUUUCGCUGAAGAGAUAAUCCUGUUCAGACUAAGGUGGCAGUUGGCAUAUAAUUAUGGUUUCUGUGAUCAGCAAAAAAGGGAACCUUUGAAAUACCAACAUAUCCAAUAUUGUUUGAAUGAAAUGCCCAGGUCCAGUGUUAGUCAUGUGUUUUCCCCUUACCUGAAAUGAUCUCCGAACUGAAAAGUUUGAAGUUAAAUGAAGGCGAUGGAUUUGCAGAAGUGAUGGUGUGAGACCGUAACUGGGAACUUGUUGGGAUGCUGAGCAUCAGUGUCUUUUUUUACUCUGUGUUGUAUGGAUGGGAGGAAUAAAAACAGUUGUCUGUC
Alosa alosa (allis shad) is the source of this 3601-nucleotide messenger RNA. RefSeq names its product speckle type BTB/POZ protein like a (gene spopla). The transcript has 11 exons. The coding region runs from base 1238 to 2416 and encodes 392 amino acids. Gene Ontology annotation, molecular function: ubiquitin protein ligase binding. Lineage: Eukaryota; Metazoa; Chordata; Actinopteri; Clupeiformes; Clupeidae. The record is from RefSeq and is a predicted model, not a curated record. Gene Ontology annotation, cellular component: nucleus; cytoplasm. Gene Ontology annotation, biological process: proteasome-mediated ubiquitin-dependent protein catabolic process; regulation of proteolysis.